CUGCCGAGAGCCAGGGACCCGCCUGCAGUCAUGGAGAGCAGCAUGCAGCUCCUCAACCGGGACGGCCACAGCAUCUCCCACAACUCCAAGCGGCACUACCACGACGCCUUCGUCUGCAUGAACCGCAUGCGCCAGCGGGGCUUGCUGUGUGACAUCGUCCUGCACGUGGCCACGAAGGAGAUCAAGGCUCACAAAGUCGUGCUGGCGUCCUGCAGCCCCUACUUCCACGCCAUGUUCACAAAUGAAAUGAGCGAAAGCCGGCAGACCCAUGUGACACUGCACGACAUCGACCCGCAGGCGCUGGAGCAGUUAGUCCAGUAUGCCUACACUGCUGAGAUUGUGGUGGGAGAAGGGAACGUGCAGACGCUGCUUCCCGCGGCCAGCCUCCUGCAGCUGAACGGGGUGCGGGACGCCUGCUGCAAGUUCCUCCUGAGCCAGCUGGAUCCAUCCAACUGCCUGGGCAUUCGGGGCUUCGCGGACACACACUCCUGCAGCGAUCUGUUGAAAUCGGCCCACAAGUAUGUCCUGCAGCACUUUGUGGAUGUCUCCAAGACGGAAGAGUUCAUGCUUCUGCCCCUCAAGCAGGUUCUGGACCUCAUCUCCAGUGACAGCCUGAAUGUGCCCUCUGAAGAAGAAGUCUAUCGGGCUGUCCUGAGCUGGGUCAAGCAUGAUGUGGACAGUAGGCGGCAGCACAUUCCCAGGCUCAUGAAGUGUGUCCGGCUGCCCCUUCUGAGCCGUGACUUCUUGAUGAGCAACGUCGACACGGAACUGCUUGUGAGGCACCAUUCAGAGUGCAAGGACCUUCUGAUCGAGGCCCUCAAGUAUCACCUCAUGCCGGAGCAGAGAGGGGUCCUCAGUAACAGCAGGACACGACCCCGGCGUUGCGAGGGAGCCAGCACCGUGCUCUUUGCUGUGGGCGGAGGCAGCCUCUUUGCAAUCCACGGCGACUGUGAGGCCUACGACACCCGCACGGACCGCUGGCAUAUGGUAGCUUCCAUGUCCACCCGCCGGGCCAGGGUGGGCGUCGCUGCCAUUGGGAACAAGCUAUAUGCCGUGGGCGGCUACGAUGGAACCUCUGACUUGGCUACGGUGGAGUCGUACGAUCCAGUCACCAACUCUUGGCAGACGGAGGUUUCCAUGGGAACCAGGCGGAGCUGUCUAGGGGUGGCGGCCUUACACGGUCUCCUCUACGCAGCUGGAGGGUAUGAUGGAGCGUCCUGUCUCAACAGUGCCGAGAGAUAUGAUCCCCUAACAGGAACCUGGACCUCGAUCGCAGCGAUGAGUACCAGGAGGAGAUACGUCCGGGUGGCAACACUAGAUGGCAACCUAUAUGCUGUUGGGGGCUACGACAGUUCAUCUCAUUUGGCUACUGUGGAGAAAUACGAGCCACAGAUAAACACGUGGACUCCGAUCGCUAACAUGCUGAGUCGUCGCAGCAGUGCUGGCGUGGCUGUGCUGGAAGGGAUGCUGUACGUGGCAGGUGGCAACGACGGGACCAGCUGCCUUAACUCGGUGGAGCGCUACAAUCCUAAAACCAACACUUGGGAAAGCGUGGCGUCUAUGAAUAUCCGGAGGAGCACCCAUGACUUGGUGGCCAUGGACGGGUGGCUGUACGCAGUGGGCGGCAACGACGGCAGCUCCAGCCUCAACUCUAUUGAGAAAUACAACCCGCGCACCAACAAGUGGGUGGCCGCAUCGUGCAUGUUCACCCGGCGCAGUAGCGUGGGCGUGGCCGUCCUGGAACUCCUCAACUUCCCGCCCCCUUCCUCGCCCACCCUGUCGGUGUCCUCGACGAGUCUUUGACAAAGAGUCCGCUCGCGCCUCACCACAAGGGGACUGCAGCAUCUGUCGGAGCGCAAAGCCGGCUUGGCCUGACCCUUGUGGCAGCCACUCCCUGUGAAGGAAGGGAUGGGGAGCGUUGGGUGCCGUGCUCAAGAUCUUUCUAGUCAUCAGUCCCGACAGGAGGUUCGUUUCUGGCCAUUGUGGUGCAGCUCCGAGAAGGGAUUUCUGGACUGCACUUCCUUAACGCGAGAGCCCCUCCGGCAAACGAGGACCUCGGCCGCUUAGGUCUUCACCAUCUCCUCCAUCAUAGCUCCACCUGAUUUUUGUCUGGUAAUCUCAGACCAGUCUCAAUUAUUGUCUCCUGUUUCCACCACUGGAUGUGACCUCUAACUCCACCUUGUGCAGUGGAGCUUUAAGACGACGCAGGAAGGAAACAAACCCAAGAGAGAAGGACUCUUGCAGGCUGUGUCAGCGGCUGAAUGUAAGCUGUGAAUGUCACACAGUUAGCCAAAACUUCUUACCAAGCCUAUAGCGCACUGUUAAAAGACUUAACAGAGGCAAACGCCUCUCUCGCUGGUGU
Messenger RNA from Gekko japonicus, 2362 nucleotides. RefSeq names its product kelch like family member 17 (gene KLHL17). The coding region runs from base 31 to 1803 and encodes 590 amino acids. The record is from RefSeq and is a predicted model, not a curated record. The transcript is spliced from 11 exons. Gene Ontology annotation, molecular function: protein binding. Lineage: Eukaryota; Metazoa; Chordata; Lepidosauria; Squamata; Gekkonidae.